CGAUCUUUCUAAGAAAGUUGUUGCAUUUGCUCCAACCUCCCAUCUCUUUCCUCUAUUAUCAUCAUCCACGCGAUGGCUACUCAUCCUGAAGUUCUAUGGGCGCAGCGAAGCUCGGUCACUGACGAAGAGAAGAACAUCAUCUAUCUCACCGUCAAUGUCCCAGAUAUUCAGCCUUCGACUCUAGAAUGCAAUUUAACACCUACUAGUAUAUCAUUCAAGACGAAAGCCGGAAACCCAGAAAAGGGUAUCCCUGAGAAAUCAUACGCCUUCGACCUCCACUUUUUCGAGGAAAUUGACCCCGAGAAAUCUCUGAGGCGUCUGAACACUCGUUCUCUCUUUCUAACGCUUCGAAAGAAAGAAAAGAAGGAGGAAUUCUGGCCUCGUAUUACCAAAGAGAAAGUCAGGAAUGCCUUCUUGAAGACGGAUUUCAGUAAAUGGGUCGACGAAGAUGAACAAGACGGUGUUGCGGUCGAAGCUGAAGACGACAUGGAGGCCAUGGGAGGUAUGGGUGGCAUGCCAGGAAUGGGUGGUCUGCCAGGCAUGGGAGGCAUGGGCGGCAUGGGAGGAAUGCCAGGCAUGGGAGGUGAUAUGGAUAUUGAAAAGCUCAUGGCUCAGAUGGGUGGAGGAGGCGCUGGACCCUCUGGCGCUGCAGAUGAUGGCUCCGAUGACGGUUCUGACGACGACGGUCCUCCUCCUCUCGAGGAUGCUGAGACGGCCAAGUAAGGCUGUAGAAGAAAAUAUUCAUUCCUGGGUCUGCUCGGGUGUAGCGCGAUGGUUCUGUUUCCUUGCCGCGCGUAUGCACGACCACCGGCAUUCAACUUGUAGCUUUUAGAAUUUAGUAGUAUUAUUUGCACUCGAAUCUUGAAACUGUGUUGUUCAGUGUCCAUUUUAGCUGUUCUGGAAGCAAAAAAGCAUUCAAGGAUAAUUUAUCAGAGCCGCCCUAUAUACGUUAGACAAGUCGGCAUGAGCCCCUAUAGUUUGCCGUGUCUUUGUUUGUCGAUAUCCUGGU
Desarmillaria tabescens is the source of this 1009-nucleotide messenger RNA. RefSeq names its product HSP20-like chaperone. Gene Ontology annotation, biological process: chaperone-mediated protein complex assembly; protein folding. Bases 73 to 723 code for a protein of 216 amino acids. Gene Ontology annotation, molecular function: protein-folding chaperone binding; Hsp90 protein binding. Gene Ontology annotation, cellular component: cytosol; nucleus. The record is from RefSeq and is a predicted model, not a curated record. The transcript is spliced from 5 exons. Lineage: Eukaryota; Fungi; Basidiomycota; Agaricomycetes; Agaricales; Physalacriaceae.